This is a messenger RNA of Drepanopeziza brunnea f. sp. 'multigermtubi' MB_m1, 3222 nucleotides long. RefSeq lists its product as uncharacterized. Lineage: Eukaryota; Fungi; Ascomycota; Leotiomycetes; Helotiales; Drepanopezizaceae. The record is from RefSeq and is a predicted model, not a curated record.
AUGUCAACCGACGUUCAAGCCUCCCACACACCCGUAUCAUUCACGAAGCAAGAGCUGGACUCUCUCCGCGUCCGCGGCAGCCCCCCAAAACACUCGUCACCAAGUAUUCUCAUGUCCGGCGGCGCCCUCUGGUCGCCACCUCCCACCACCUCGCCCCUCAGCCCCUCCAAGCGCUCGUCAACCUGGCACCCGACGUCCUUCCUGAAACGGCUCAAGUCACCGCCGCCCGCAGCGCUGACUACCCAAGCGGAGAGGAAAGACCGGAGAGUCCACGGGCGGUCGAACAGCUUCAGUGAGGGGCUGAAGAAGCUGCUGCCGAGUCAUCGGUCGGAGAAGGGCGGUACGCUGCGCGCGAAGAAGGGCGAUGGCGAGGAUGCAUCUGGACAGCAGGAUUUUCCCCGGGAUGUAGCUCGCGCGGGUCUAGCUGUGGGUGCGGGGGACCAGGUGCAGGAUAGGACGCAGCAGGCGGACGCGGAGAAAGCGAGGGGGCCAUUUCAGGCUCAUGUCUGGGUUUCCGGGACUGGAGACUUUCAGCGGGCAGGGAAACCCUUACCGGACGUGCCGCCGGCGGUGAGGGGGGAUGGGACGUCGGGAAGGAGAGAUAGAGGGGGGGAGGCGGAUUUGACUUUUGUGCAGAGGAUGUUCGAAGAUAAGAGGAAUAGGAGGCAGCAGAGGCGGAGCUUGAAGGAGAGUGGGGAUUAUUUGGGUGUCCAAGGCGCGAAUCCGAGGACGGGUUAUUGGGAUGUUAGUAGCGGGAGCGAGCCGUCUGAGAUGAGCGAUGAGACUAAACGGAAGCUUGAUGAAGAGGCGAGGAAAGUUGAAGAGCAGAAGAGACGGUAUGAUGAGGCUGAAGCUAAGCACAAAUGGGAGCUGGAACGGGUGUUGAGUCUGCGGGCGAAGAAAAGAAAGUAUGAGCAGAGGAUGAAGCAGCGGAGGCACGGGAAGUGGCAGUUGAGUGAUAAUGGAUGGAGCAGCGUUGCUGAGCCGGAAUUGAGUCCGAUUGUGCAGUCGGUGGUAGGAUCGCCAAAUGCUGACCUUGCUCCGGGCGAUCGUCUCUUCCCGAUGCCGACUGCUGAUGAUCCGACCCCUUAUAUUAGUGGGGCGCUGAUUCGGCCACAAGAUUAUUUUGGACACAGGGCUGCGUCUUCACUACUGAUGCAAGAUCGUCUGUCUAGUCGAUCUAGUGGGAGGACCUCGCUUGAACGUCAACAUCCUGUCCACCGGAAAGCAGUGGAUUCUCCGAGCCCGUAUGCCAAGCGACCCUCUGUUCCACGGCAGAAUACUAUACCUCGGAAAGAAGUUGGUUCUCCAAGUCGUCGAAAAAGCAACGAAUCUUCGAUCACGAUUGUCCAUAAUCCUGCCAUCUUGAUUCCUGUGAAGCAGAAGCCUGGGGAAGAGAAUGGCCUGGGUAUUCAGGGCGUCCAACAUCUUACACCGCAGCCUAUCGUACAUGUAAGCGGUCCACAGGAGAUUGGGAUCCAAGUACAGGAUGAAUCUCUGUCUACUCCAGCCUCGCAAGUGCCUGGAAGCGGCAGAAGGUCUUCUUUACAGUCCGUGGCAGAUAGCAAAACUAUUUCACGGCCUGGUCCUAUGCACAGGCCGGAAGGAAUAGGAAGUCCCUUGGCACCAGAGGCUACGAUGACGAAAUCACAUAGUGCUCCGGGUCUCCACAGAAGUCCACAGCAAGGGCCAUUAAAUUCGCAGCAAGCAAAUAGAAGUCCCAAGGCACCAGCCCUGGCGACCAAGAGAUAUCCGUCGCGCAGACUAAGCUCUUUUUUAGAGAAGGAAGCCCGAUGGGGGGAAUACGAAGACCCGCAAGAAAGAAAAGCUUCAGCGAUCCCAUUCCAGUCAGUCUCGACGAAACAGGUUCAAGUCCAACUCCCUUCGGCCGAAAGCCAGAGAAACGUCAGCCGACAAACCAAAGUUAUCACUUGCCUGAACGAACUACCACCGAUCAAGCUGAAGCCUCCGUACGCGGCCAGCAUCCCGUCGAGUUACCCGCCGAAGGAAUCUUACCCAGUGUGGAUGCCGCCCACGAUCCUCAAAACGGAACCAGACAGCCCACCAUUGUUCACCAACACUAUCAUCACUACCACUACUGGUAUCGAUCCGUAUCAGCACUUACCAGGUCAGACGGACGGUCCAGAGGACUUCAUGAAUGUAAGCCAGGGAGUCUCCGCUCCCCACCACAAACAACGUGGGAUGACUUUGGGGGUGGACUCCGCUCAAAGUACCAAGCCCAGGAAGCGGCAGAACGAGUCGCACCACACUCAUCCAGCAGACAUCGUCAUAUCAUCGGAACGCCACCUCGAGGAGACCAAGCAGCGGACCGCAAGGUUAUGUCAGAGGGUUUCUCCCGACGGCGAGCGAGUGGAGCUGAAGAACACACCCAUAUCCAUAUCUACGUCCCUGACGCCCGAGCGGGAGAGCCAAGCAGCGAGAAGCGCAGCCCGCAUGGCAUUCCAGCAUCGAAGACACAGUAUGGCAAAGGAGAAGGCGGAAGAUCCGGUGGGAGAGCAGCUCAGUCCGGCGAGGUCAAGAAAACAAAAGUCGGACGAGAAGAAAGGGGAGACCAUGACUGGAGCAUCCCCAUCCGGCAGAGGAGACACCGGAAAUCGUUCUGGGAACACGCGGAGUAGACUGGUGGUCGUCAGACGGGAGCCGAGCGUGAGCCCGACCCGAAAGCCGGAGGUUAUCCGACCAGAGCCGAGUGUGAGCCCGGCCCGAAAACCGGAGGUCAUCCGACCAGAGCCGAGCGUGAGCCCGGCCCGAGAGCCGGUACUAAUCGUCGGCACGCAGGAGAAGCAGGUCAUCUUGCCAACUGAGGCUGGAAAUUUGAAAGCAGAGAAUGCAGGGUCAAAGGGAACGGAUGAUGGGGAUGCUGUCGCUUUCGUGCUAGUCCAUCCAAGUGAGACUCAAACGUCGCCCGCCCCGUCGGGGUUGAAGAAGAAGCCGCUGCCGCUGCCAGUCGACCAGGUGAUGGCCGGCUUCUGGCAUAGCUGCUGGGUGUUUGUGGAGCCGGCCUUCAACGCGGAGAGUGCGGUGCGGAAGCGAUUUGAGCGGCAGGAGUUGACGGUGCAGGACUGGGUGCUGUUCGCGGCGGCAGGGGGGUUCGUGGGGGGCAGUUUUCUCGUGGUGGUAUUGGGUAUCCGGGUGCUGGGAGCGGUCACGGGGGCAGUGAUGGGGGUGGGGGGCUUGGUGCGGGUUUUGAUGGGGGUCUGA